UUGAUCAGUUGAGAUCACCGAAGAUGCCCCAGUCCAGCUUCUUUGCCAAGAGUGUGCCCUUCGAGCAGAUCGACAAGUUGGCCAUUAGCGGCGGCUACUCCUCGAUCUUCGCCAGCAGUAAGCCGGCUGUUCCGGUAGUAGGAAAUUGGGAGCAGCGCUUCUGUCGCCUCGCGGAUACCUUUCAACCCGUUCUGGACAGAGUGUACGACUUUGAGGUUCGGGAGGACGAUGUGUGGAUAGUGACCCUGCCGAAAUGCGGCACCACCUGGAUGCAGGAACUCGCCUGGUUGGUGGUCAAUCAGUGUGACUUCGAGACGGCCAAGAGCGUGGAUCUCACGCUGAGAUCACCCUUCCUGGAAUUUAAUGGCGUGGUUCCCAAUGUGCCACAUGACACCAUCGCUGCUGCGAAUGCUCUGCCCUCACCGCGCCUCAUCAAAUCCCAUCUGCCCGCCUGGAUGCUCCCCCGGCAGAUCUGGAGCAAGCGGCCCAAGAUUAUAUACGUCUAUCGCAAUCCCAAGGAUGCGGCCAUCUCAUACUUCCACCACUGGCGCGGAAUGGUGGGCUACCAGGGCACCAAGUCGGACUUCAUGCACUCCUUCAUCGAUGGCUAUGUGAACUUCACGCCCUGCUGGCCGCAUGUCCUGGACUUUUGGCAGCUGCGUCAUGAGCCCAAUAUCUUUUUCACCAGCUAUGAGCGGAUGAAGGGUCAGUUGGGUAAGGUUAUUGCAGAGGUGGCUCAAUUCCUCGAUCGUGAGAUCACUGGGGAGCAAAUCCAACAGAUGACAGAGCAUUUGUCCUUUGAGAGCAUGCGCGAUAAUCCCGCCUGCAAUCAUGUCAAGGAGUUCGAGAGCAUGAAGGCAGCUGCCGGAAGGGAUGUGGAGGAGUUCAGAUUUGUUCGCCGCGGCGUCGUUGGCAGUCACAAAGAUGAGCUCACCGCCGAUAUUAUCCGGGAAUUCGAUCUCUGGUCGGACAUCAAUCUCAGGGAUUACAAAUUGAACAUGGAUGACUUUGCCAACUACAGCAAGUUCGCUUCCGCUUAAUUCACUCUAAGUAGUUUCUGUAUAAUACAUCUUGGGUAAUCUUUGUUAAUAGUUUUUAAGCUGUGGUGAUAUAUAUGAUAAUAAAUAAUUGCUUCCCCUA
This is a messenger RNA of Drosophila takahashii, 1140 nucleotides long. RefSeq names its product Sulfotransferase 1 (gene St1). Gene Ontology annotation, biological process: sulfation. Gene Ontology annotation, molecular function: sulfotransferase activity. Gene Ontology annotation, cellular component: cytoplasm. The record is from RefSeq and is a predicted model, not a curated record. Lineage: Eukaryota; Metazoa; Arthropoda; Insecta; Diptera; Drosophilidae.